Messenger RNA from Liolophura sinensis, 1326 nucleotides. Its product is annotated as probable serine/threonine-protein kinase clkA. Bases 1 to 1326 code for a protein of 441 amino acids. The record is from RefSeq and is a predicted model, not a curated record. Lineage: Eukaryota; Metazoa; Mollusca; Polyplacophora; Chitonida; Chitonidae. Gene Ontology annotation, molecular function: protein binding. The transcript is spliced from 4 exons.
AUGCAACAACUACAACAGAAGCACCACCAACUACAACAAAAACACCAACAACUACAACAGAAGCACCAACAACUUCAACAGAAGCACCAACAACAACCACGGAAGCAGAAAAGCACCUACAACAACCACAGAAGCACCAAGAACUACAACAUAGGCACCAACAACCACAUCAGAGGCACCAACAACUACAACAGAAGCCAUAACAACUACAACAGAAGCAUCAACUACAAUAACUCAGGAACCAACAACACAACCUCCAACUACUACAACACAACCACCAACUACUACAACACAGGGACGAACAACCCAGGAACCAACAACACAGCCACCAACUACUACAACACAGGAACCAACAACUCAGCCACCGACUACUACAACACAGCCACCAACUACCACAACACAGGAACCAACAACACAGCCACCAACUACUACAACACAGGAAUCAACAACACAGCCACCAACUACUACAACACAGCCACCAACUACAGCAAGACAGGAACCAACAACACAGCCACCAACUACUACAACACAGAAACCAACAACACAGCCACCAACUACAGCAAGACAGGAACCAACAACACGGCCUCCAACUACUACAACACAAUAACCAACAACCCAGCCACCCAGUACUACAAGGCAGGGACCAAACACGCAGCCACCCUGUACUACAACACAGCCACCACCACCGAGUACUACAACACAGCCACCAACUACUACAACACAGGAACCAACAACUCAGCCACCGACUACUACAAAACGGCCUCCAACUACUGCAAGACAGGAACCAACAACUCAGCCACCGACUACUACAACCCGGCCUCCAACUACUGCAAGACAGGAACCAACAACCCAGCUACCAGCUACUACAACACAGGAACCAACAGCACAGCCACCAACUACUACAACACAGGAACCAACCACACAGCCACCCACUACUACAACUCAACCACCGACUAUUACAACACAGGAACCAACAUCACAGCCACAAACUACAACAACACAACCACAAACUACUACAACACAGUCACUGAUUACUACAACACGGUCACCAACUACUACAACACAGGAACCAACAACACAGCCACCUACUACUACAACACAGCCACCAACUACAGCAACACAAGAACAAACAGCUAUAACACAGGAACUAACUUCUACAACACAGGAACCAAUAUCUUCAUCACAAGAAACAACAACAGAACCACAAACUACAACAAUACAGGCAACGACAACACUGCCUUCAUCAUUGCAGCCUACAACAACUACAUCACAGAGAACAGCUACUACAACAAAACUAGCAACUUUAGCGACCCAGCCAACAACUGA